Messenger RNA from Chelmon rostratus (copperband butterflyfish), 7061 nucleotides. Its product is annotated as semaphorin-6D-like. Gene Ontology annotation, molecular function: chemorepellent activity; semaphorin receptor binding. The coding region runs from base 373 to 3846 and encodes 1157 amino acids. The record is from RefSeq and is a predicted model, not a curated record. Gene Ontology annotation, biological process: negative regulation of axon extension involved in axon guidance; neural crest cell migration; semaphorin-plexin signaling pathway. The transcript has 22 exons. Lineage: Eukaryota; Metazoa; Chordata; Actinopteri; Chaetodontiformes; Chaetodontidae.
AGCGAGAAAUGAUCAACUGUUCCACCAAACUGUCUCCUCUGCCGUGAGCCUCGGGGGUUCGGGGGGUUCCUCCGUCACAUCUGAGUCUUUCCAGUGAACCGCUGAUCCCGACAGGACGGAUUUCUCUCUGAAACUGAAAAUAAAUCAGCUCUGCUGUCGCCGCCCGUCCUCAGAAAGGACAUCUGAGGGGGUCCACCCCCGCCUCCUGACUUCCUGUUUACUUCCUGGAUCGCAGUGAGCACUUCCUGUCAGCUGACCGGCUGGGGGCGGCGCCUGUCCGUCACAGCAGAUUCACAGACUCCGACACCCACCAUGACCUGCUGACAUCACCGUGCCCCGCCUCCCCCGACCCCUUUUUCUCCUAAAAAAAAAAUGGCUCUGUCACCAUGGCGGCCACCGCUGCUGCUGCUCAUCAUCACUUCCUGUUUCCUGUCCGAGUCUGCCUCGACCACGCCCUUCCCCAAAGACCUGGAGCCAAUCAAUGUGGUCACCUCAGCGCAGUCGUAUCAGUUUCCAGGUUUUCAAGGUUUGCUUCAGGACAACGACACGCUGCGUCUGGGCCUGGACUUCCAGAGGCUGCUACGCAUCAACCACAUGCUGUACAUCGCCGCCAGGGAUCACGUGUUUGCAGUGAACCUGACGAUGGCUUCAGAGGAGUUCGUACCUCAGCUGAAGCUGACGUGGCGAUCCAAAGACGUCAGCAAGUGCACCGUCAGAGGGAAGAACAGCGACGAGUGCUACAACUACGUCAAAGUGUUGGUGCCUCGAAACGACGAAACGCUGUUCGCCUGCGGCACCAACGCGUUCAACCCCACCUGCCGGAACUACAAGAUGACCUCCUUGGAGCAGGUCGGGGAGGAGGUGGUCGGUCAGGCUCGCUGUCCCUUCGAGUCCGGUCAGUCCAACGUCGGACUGUUUGCCGGGGGAGACUUUUACUCGGCCACCAUGACGGACUUCCUGGCCAGCGACGCCGUCAUCUACAGAAGUCUGGGAGACGGCCGGCCCGUCCUCAGGACCGUCAAGUACGACUCCAAGUGGCUCAGAGAGCCUCACUUCCUGCACGCCAUCGACUACGGUAACUACGUCUACUUCUUCCUCAGCGAGAUCGCAGUGGAGUACACCGCCCUGGGAAAGGUGGUGUUUUCUCGAGUCGCUCGGGUCUGCAAGAACGAUAACGGAGGCUCUCCCAGAGUUCUGGAGAGAUACUGGACUUCCUUCCUCAAGGCUCGUCUGAACUGUUCGGUUCCUGGAGACUCGUUCUUCUACUUCGACGUCCUUCAGUCUCUCACUAACGUGCUGCAGAUCAACCAGAGGCCGGCGGUGGUCGGAGUCUUCACCACUCAGGCCAACAGCAUUCCCGGCUCAGCAGUCUGUGCUUUCUACAUGGACGACAUCGAGAAAGUCUUCAACGGGAAGUUCAAGGAGCAGCGGACCAGUGACUUAUCCUGGACUCCAGUCCCUGACGAGCAAGUUCCCAGACCAAGGCCCGGUACCUGCGCAGGUGACGGUCCGGCCGCGGACUACAAGUCCUCGGUUCAGUUCCCAGACGAGAUGCUGACGUUUAUCAAAUCGUAUCCUCUGAUGGACGAAGCCGUUCCCUCCGUCAACGACCGGCCCUGCUUCACCAGGACCGCCAGCAGGUCCAAGCUGACCCAGAUCGUGGUGGAUGUUUCUGCCGGCCCCAACAAGGACCGGACGGUGAUGUUCCUGGGCUCGGACGACGGCAGAGUCCUGAAGGUCCUGGCCAGCACUCAUCCCAACGACAGCUUCGGGUCCAAGCUGCUGGAGGACAUCGACGUCUACAACCCGUCCAAGUGUAACGUUCAGGGUCAGGAGGACAGGAGAGUUCUGGGACUGGAGCUGGACAAAGACCAUCAUGCCUUGUUCGUGGCCUUCACCAGCUGCGUCAUCAGAGUGCCGCUCAGCCGCUGCAGCCAACACGGAGCCUGCAAAAAAGCCUGCCUGGCCUCUCGCGACCCAUACUGCAUCUGGCUGCGGACCGGGACGUGCGCCAACAUGGCGCCGGGUUUCAAGGCAGGGUUUGAACAGGAUAUUGAGGGCGACCACUCGUUUCACCCGGACAGCUGCCACGCUGAUGUGCUGGCGACCACGCGGAACCAGGAGUCUGCCGCCGACUCCGCCUACGGUGUUCGCCGUCUUCCGGAGAUGGACCAGCGUGGCGGCGCUAACGUCCACUACACCCUGCUGAUCGCGUGCGUGCUGGUGGCCUUCUUCCUGGGCGCCAUCUUGUCAGGUUUCCUGGUGUCGUGUUACUGCAGCCGCAGCGCCGCCCAGCGGGCGAGGAGGCUGGGGAAGGACCCCGAGGCGUCGCUGCCGCACGCCUUAUCGCUGCGAUCCCUCGCCAAACUCAACGGACUGCUGGACGGACAGCCCAAGGAGGACAAACUGGACAUGUCCACCCCAAAGAUGUACAGCUCCUUCAUCCCCAACGGCCGGUCGGAGCCUCACCUUCACACCCCCGGACACCAGGGCCUGCCGCUGGGAGACCCCGACCUCAGCCUGUCCCAGUCUCUGUCUCAGGGGGAUGGAGAGCUGUCCGGCCUGCCCACACCUGACUCCACCCCGGAGCUUCCCAUCAAGAACAUGAAGGCCCUGAGGCACCGUCAGUAUGAGAAGAACCAGAACUGCAACAACGCCAAGGACAACAACCCCCAGUCUGGUCCCAGCUGCUCUGGAUCCAGUCUGGGUUUCAUGGCGGUUGUUGGGAACUCUUUGACCCAGCAGGUGUUUCCCUUCUCUCAUCACCACGGCAACAGCUUCAGCAAUGGAGCGGCCCACGGAGCGGGCGCUUCUUCGACUUCGCUGCACCUCCCCGAGGAGACGAAGGUCUCAAAUGAUGAGCGAGGGGUGGCGGCAGCGGGCGGCGGCGGCAGCGCGGGAGUCCCCCAUCACCACCACUCCCAGCAGUCCCUCCCCCAAACGGUGGUGGAUGUGUCGGCGCUGGACGAGCUUCUCAAACACAUCCAUGAGGUGAGCGCGUCUGGGACCGGAGGCAUUAAGGUCCUCACCUCCACCUCCUCGUCCUCCCUGUUCCCCGGGCCCUCCUCAUCCUCCUCCGGAGGACAUAAUCAUCAUCACCAUCACCAUCAUAAUCACCACAGCCAGACCCGCACCCACCACUACAACCACAACCAUCACCAUAGUAACCACCACAACAAUAACAGCAGCGGCGGUCACCACCAUCAGCAGCAAAUCCCAGAGACGGAGUCAGCUUCGUAUUACAGCACCUCCACGUUGCCGAGGGACGGCCUUCCCAAGCGCCUGGACGUACCUGUUCAAAACUCCACCUCGUCCUCUGCCACUUCUUCUUCUUCCUCCUCCUCAUCGUCCAACAACCCCACCUCUUCGACCUCCAUCCCUUCUUCCUCCUCUUCCUCCGCUUCAACUCCACUCCAGCAGCAGGUGAUUCCGGAGAGACCCGGAGGAGGCGGCGUCUCGGUGGCACGUCACCACUCCCAGCGGCACUCGCUCAUCAAGAUGGGCAGCGGGAGCGGCGCCGUGCCGCGCCACCACAGCUUCAACCAACGGGGGGUGCAGCACGCGCACUUUCUAGCCAGGAUGAACACCAACAGCAGCAGCAACGGCCCCCCAGGCGUCAGCGGGGCGGCUAAUGUGAACACAGACCCCAGCGGCGAGAGCCAGCGGCUGUCGAUGACCAGCUCGUGCUUGACGCGGCAGCACAGUUACAGCGAAGGGCCGCAUGUGCAGAGGGCGGCGAUCGUCAGGAGAACGGCGUCGCUGAAACCCCAAGUCCCUCCAAAACCACUGUUCCUUCCAAACACAGCGACAUCGCCGGCGGCAGAGGCGGGAAAAUACAACUACUGACACUUAGGAGGAAGUGGCGCCAUUCCAACAUGGCUGCUACAGUCCUCAAGCGCCCGAAGCGUCUGCAGGGCUUGUGAGAAACGACAAAGUGAUGAGACGGAAAGACACAAAAGAGACUUGAGAGCUUUUUGUCUCCAUCACUCCUCGUUACGACCCUUCAGUUGUGGUUAUUUUCCCGCUGCUGAAAGGACGCCGCGUGUCUGAGUCUCGACCGCGGCAUCGUAGCUGCAGAGCCCUGAAAAGAACCGCACAGACGGAAGCUCCGAGGGUCGACACACAAACAAGAUCUCUGACUCAUCUCCUCGGGCAGGCGGGGCCGCUGGUGGCAACUUUCCCCCCACGACGGAUCAAAACCAGCUCAGACGAGUCUGAGAAACAUUCCACAACCGGGCGAAAGAUGUUAAUGAUUCAAAGGAGUCCCCGAGGCUCGAGGUGGCCUCAAAAAUUCUUGAUUAAAGCAGUUUUCUUACGAGCGCUUUGAUCUGAUGUCCCCGGUUGGUGCACCUUGGCACGGGGCCUGGAUUUCAUUUGCAAAGAAAGCAGGGAACUGGACCGCUGCGGAUCUGAACUCAAUCUGAGGCCGCCGGUUUCUGCAGGACUCGAGUCAAACGAUGGCAUUUCUCUCCACAGGAAACAAUCAAACAAUGUCAGAAACACCCGGGGGGGUAAUUCCUCUCCUCUGGAAGUCUGUGUGUCCCUCUGAAUCCGGCCCUGAGAGGAGGGUCCACCCUCCUUUUCCCUGAAAAGGAGAAAACAAACUAUAAUGAGGUUUUUGUACGACAACACAUCAGCAGCACUUUGAGGAAAGCUGUGGUGUGAAAUGUGAACAUCCAGCAGCCGUUCUCUCUUUUCACCCCGACAGUCAAUACAAACCAGAUGAAUUUUCUUUUUAUACCAUAUUGGUAUCUGAAAAACAAGCGAAGCAUCAAUGGAGCGUCGGCCGUGUUUGUACGGAGCCCAGAAGGCGUUCGAGGGAGGAUUUCUGAUAAAUUAUUCCCUCAUAUUACAAAUUCAUGCACUCAAUGCACUUAAUACUCCUUCAAUUUAGUAAUUUGUAUGUUCAAAUUCUUUAAUUGACUCUCUUGAAUUAAUAAUUGCCCUCGAGUGACUCACGGUGCCUCCUCCUUUCUCUCGUUUCAUCAAUGAAAAGCUCUAAAGCCUCAGAUCUGAGUUUCUAUGAACUGGCAUCUGCAGGAUCUGUAAAAUAUGUUUAAAUGGAGGUCAAAGAAGUGAAGCUGUGAUAUUAGUUAAGAAAUGUGAGGGAACCGUUCAUCAAAGGUGUUUCCUCGUCUCCUGCUGAGCUCUGUAGUUGAUCACACUAAACCAGGUGAAGCUGCCAGAACAGAGGAGGCAGCUCGCAGGUAGAGUAAAAUCACCUGUGCAGUGGUUCCCAAAGUCGCUCGUUUCCAUGUUUUUACUGUACAUUUUACCGAGCUUUCAUUAAUUACACUUUGAUAUCGCAACUUCAGACAAAGACAAAGAAAAACAAGCAAUAAACAUGACAGUUAUCAUGUUAGCGAGGCUAACAGCAGCGACCCCGGAGCUACAAACAGGCGUAUGUCGGUGCUAUUGGUCAAAAUAAAUUCUAAUAAUAGAUCAACGAUGUCAUGGUCUAAAACUGUUUGGGAACCGCUGCUCUGGUGGGGUCCGACCAUGCAGAUAGUUUAGGUUUCAUUUGUCCUGAGUUUGAGAUAUCUGCGUCUCAGAUUCAGUGGAGGUGAAUGGGAUCUAGAAAAAUGAGCCCUGCCACCCUGGACUAUCCUUAGACCACAUGGAGACAGUCUUCAGAGGGACGGUUUGUUCAGUGUGAAGGGCUCUGUGGACAGAUAAAACCAGAACUGUCUGCAUGGCCGGACACCACGAUGGAAGAGUCAAAACAUGUCAUCCGUUUAUUUUCCUGGUAAUUUGGGUGGAGGUUUGGCUCCACGUGGAUCCGGUUUUCAGUGGAACUGCAGUCUGUGGGCGUGUUUCUUCACAGAUGGUCUAAAAAUACUCAGCUGUGAAGGAAUCUGCUGUUUCCUGUUUAACUUUACCUCCCAGCGCCGGUCGGCGGUCAACAACACUUUUUAUUCCGUGGCUGCGUCUUCUGUCCGGGCGCUCGGCCUGAAACGAGCGCAAACGGCAAAGGUUAACAGUGUGAUACACGGGCAACAUUCGAGGCCAACACAGCCAGAAACAGCAAUAAAAGAACCAGAAAACAGCUGUAAAUAAAGGGAACCAGGGGAUGAUGGGAAAUAAUUCAAAUCGCCGUCGGGAAAAUGAAUGUGAUCAGUUUUACAUUUGGAAAAGUUACUCAAGAUGUUGCCAAGAGCAAUCUAUAAAGAACCGUGCUUUAUAUUACUGCUGAUAAAAAGAAUAGAGACUAGGUACUGCAAGACGUCCUGGUGUUAAUGUCAGCAAACAUCUGUACCGUCUCACAGGGAAGGAAAAAGUCAACAGCAGAACAAUUAAAAGCUGCACAGAACAACAAACGAACGGCAGCGAGCGCUCACUCACCUCUACGUUUCUGGUCAUGCGGCGCAGAAGCCCUCGACGGUGAGUUCAGGGAGGCUUCGACAUCUGAGAAUGGACACGCAGCUGCAGAGAAGCUGUGAAUGAAUGAGAUCAGAACAGAAACCAUAAACCGCGACAGUUUGAUUGUGAUCAUGUAAAAUUUCUUGAAAGAGGAGGCUGAGGAAGGCUUGGACGCUGCGCAUGACAGGAUACUAACACUGACAGAUAACAUGGAACGUCUGCACAAUGAAAAACCACUAAAAGAUGAGUGAAACAUCUUAUUUUUAGACCAAGACCCACACCAACAAAAGCCCUGCACAGCUGCCAAUACUCCACACAUUUAAAAGUACACAGGUAUGGACCCUUACGACCACACUCAUCUUCACCUUUUCGUGCAUGCUGCGAGAACUCCACUUCCACAAUGUUCAGUACACAUCAAAUGAAGCGAAGGUGAUGCAUAAACGCCUGUUUUCACAUCUCUGGGAGAAGAUUUUCACACAAAUGAAAGAGCCCAGUGUUUGGAAGGAAGGUAAUCAAUCAGCAAACUGGUGGUCUGCAGUAAGUCUGCUUACCUACUGCUGUCAGAGCUUUCAGCCCGAUGUCACCGUCUUCUCUCUCUCUCAGUCGAUCAUCAACACUCCUCGUCUCUGUGACGACUCUGCAGAAUCCAUCUGCAGAGGACGACCGUGACAUGUGGUUGAAAGCCUAAAGCAGGCAUCUCA